AUGAUGAAUCAUAAUCACAUCACAUCGUCGCGAAUUUCUAAAAAUACUCUGUCAACCUCAUCAAAGCCCCCAAAACUCAAAGAUUCCUGUGACAGAUGUUCUGCAUCAAAAGUUCGUUGCACAAAAGUAAAGCCUUCUUGCACUCGAUGUGACAAGCUGUGCUAUGUGUGCUCCUACAGCCCAGCCAGACGUGUUGGCCGACCUAUCGCAAACGAAGCGGUAACCCAGUUUGUAGAUGAGAGUGUUAAACUAUACUCUCAUUCCAAUCUGGAAGAUGUCGACACAAAUCUGAGCAGCAUGGGCUCUCAUACCACACCACAAGCAAGCCCAAGACAACCAGGGAGCACCCUCGGCAUCGGACAGUCACAGCAGACACACCCGCACACCACAAAGCAUAGUGACAUUGAGCCGGACUGUCUCAUAGUUGCUUUAGAUCUCUUGGUGGAUCUAGAAAUAUCAGCAGACCAAUUGAGACAAGCAUCACCCAUAGACCCGGCUUUGGUCACAACAGCCACACAGAUGAUAACAAGAGCACUGUGUCGAUUAUCAGAUAUCUUGAAAUGUUCCUGUUUCGAGCGUGUGGAGGUGUGCAUGUCAGUCUCGGCACUCUGUAUGUGCGUCAAUGAUAUGCAUGUUAUUAUCAUGGCUCCAUUGGCAAGACAUCCCGUGGCUGUGGUAUCUGAUCAGACAAACCCCUGGGAAAACCUUGGCGAUGAAUCUUAUCAACUUGGGCGUGAGGCUCCUGUGCGAGUAAUGGAGGAACUCUCCCAAGUUGCCCGAGUUAUACUACAAUUCACUGGGCGAUACGACAACGGGAGAGAAGCCCAGGACGGAAGCAGGGGCGUGAAUAGUCCAGGUUUACCGGCAGACUAUAUCUCAUCAAUUGCUGAUUCUCUGCGGCAAAAAAUGGAACAAAUCACUCAGCAUACGGUUGAUUGA
Molecule: messenger RNA, 939 nt
Organism: Penicillium salamii
Lineage: Eukaryota; Fungi; Ascomycota; Eurotiomycetes; Eurotiales; Aspergillaceae
Source: the annotation of a GenBank genome assembly